GGCGGACCAGCACAGUCGUAGCCAGUAUCGUCAGACCAGACAUAGGAUACAGACAACAACAGUGACAGAUCAAGACCGCAUUUCUGUUUGCAACCAGCUAUGGGUGUAGUCUGAAAAGUGGAUACAGUAGCGCACCGCAAUAUACCUCGAAGUUUUAUCCUCAUGAAGGAGCUCCGUCCUGGCUGAGUUUGGGAGAUGGGAGUACUCAACAUUGCAGACCAGCCUCCUCUGGUCCAGGCCAUCUUCAAUCGUAAUGCUGAAGAACUUCAACUAUUAUUGCACAAAAAGGAGGAUGUCAAUGCACUGGACCAAGAGCGCCGUACGCCACUUCAUGCUGCUGCCUGUGUGGGUGACGUCCAUAUUAUGGACCUCCUCAUUGAAUCAGGUGCCAGUGUAAAUGCUAAAGACCAUGUAUGGUUGACCCCAUUGCACAGGGCGGCUGCUUCCAGAAAUGAAAGGGCAGUGGGUCUGCUGCUGAGGCGCGGAGCAGAGGCAAAUGCACGAGACAAGUUCUGGCAGACUCCACUGCAUGUGGCUGCUGCCAACCGUGCCACACGCUGCGCAGAGGCCCUGCUAACCCAACUGAGCAACCUGAACAUGGCAGAUCGCACAGGCAGAACUGCUUUGCACCAUGCAGCUCAGAGUGGGUUCCAGGAGAUGGUGAAGCUGUUGCUGAACAAAGGGGCCAACCUGAGUGCCAUCGACAAGAAGGAGAGACAGCCUAUUCAUUGUGCUGCUUACUUGGGGCAUGUGGAGAUUGUGAAGUUGCUGGUGUCCCGCAGUGCCGACAAGAGCUGCAAGGAUAAGCAGGGCUACACACCUCUCCAUGCUGCUGCUGCAAGUGGUCACAUCGAAAUUGUAAAGUACCUACUGAGGAUGGGGGCAGAGAUUGAUGAGCCCAAUGGCUUUGGAAACACUGCGCUCCAUGUGGCUUGCUACAUGGGGCAGGAGGCUGUGGCUACAGAGCUGGUGAACCAUGGAGCUAAUGUGAACCAGCCCAACAAGUGCGGCUACACCCCUCUGCACCUGGCUGCCGUCUCCACCAACGGUGCCCUCUGUCUGGAGUUGCUGGUCAACAAUGGGGCAGAUGUCAACCAGCAGAGCAAAGAAGGGAAGAGCCCCCUGCACAUGGCAGCCAUUCAUGGACGCUUCACACGCUCUCAGAUCCUCAUCCAAAACGGUGGGGAAAUUGAUUGUGUGGAUAAGUAUGGCAAUACUCCUCUCCACGUUGCUGCUAAGUAUGGCCAUGAACUGCUGAUCAGCACUCUAAUGACCAACGGAGCAGACACAGCCAGACGUGGGAUCCAUGGCAUGUUCCCCUUGCACUUAGCUGUGCUGUACGGGUUUUCAGACUGUUGUCGCAAGUUACUCUCCUCAGGUCAGCUGUAUAGUAUAGUUUCAUCUAUGAGUAAGGAGCAUGUACUAUCAGCUGGGUUUGACAUAAACACCCCUGACAACUUUGGGAGGACCUGUCUACACGCUGCUGCCUCUGGAGGAAAUGUUGAAUGUCUGAACUUGCUCCUAAGUAGCGGUACUGACUUAAACAAGAGGGACAUAAUGGGAAGGACACCGUUGCACUAUGCGGCUGCUAAUGGGAGGUACCAGUGCACUGUGACCCUGGUGAGCGCUGGCGCUGAGGUCAACGAGCCUGACCAGACAGGCUGUACUCCCCUGCACUACUCUGCCGCCUCCCAAGCCUUCAGCAGAGUUGAUCGUCAUUUUUCUGGGAACCAUCAGAAUGAUGAAGACGAGGCGAAGGAGUCAUACUUCUGCUUGGAGCAUCUCUUGGACAAUGGUGCUGAUCCAUCGAUGGUCAACUCAAAGGGUUACAGUGCUGUUCACUAUGCAGCUUACCAUGGCAACAAACAAAACCUGGAGCUGCUCCUGGAGAUGUCCUUUAAUGCACUAGGAGACAUAGAGAGCAGUAUUCCAGUCAGUCCGCUGCAUCUCGCUGCUGAUAAGGGCCAUUGGCAGGCACUGCGUGUGCUGACUGAGACUGCAGCCUAUGUGGACAUGCAGGAUGCUGCAGGCCGUUCUGUGCUCUACUUGGCUGCCCAGAAAGGCUACGCCCGCUGUGUUGAGGUGCUCUUGGCUCAGGGGGCGUCCUGUCUCCUCAAUGACAACCGCCUCAUGUGGACUCCAAUUCAUGUUGCAGCUUCCAAUGGUCACUCUGACUGCCUGCGCAUGAUGAUUGAUUACGGGGAGGAGGGGGAUCUCACCAAUGUUGCGGACAAAUUUGGCCAGACCCCUCUGAUGCUAGCUGUUCUCGGAGGUCACACUGACUGUGUCCACUUCCUGUUGGAGAAGGGUGCCUUGCCAGAUGCCAAGGACAAGAGGGGAAGCACAGCUUUGCACAGAGGGGCGGUGUUGGGCCAUGAUGACUGUGUGACAGUCCUGCUGGAGCACAAAGCUUCUGCACUGUGUCGGGACACCCAGGGUAGGACACCGCUGCACUACGCUGCAUCCAGAGGCCACACAGAGAUCCUGGCCAGUCUGGUGCAGGCCGCCAUGGCAACAGACCCACAAGAUAAACUGCUGGACAACAAACAAUACACCCCAUUACACUGGGCUGCUUACAAAGGGCAUGAAGACUGUUUGGAGGUUUUACUUGAAUUUAAAACAUUUAUCCAUCAAGAGGGAAACCCUUUCACCCCCCUGCACUGUGCUCUGAUGAAUGGCCAUAGCGGUGCUGCAGAGAGGCUGCUGGAAUCUGCUGGGGUCCACAUGAUUAACACCAGAGAUGCCAAAGGAAGGACCCCACUGCAUGCUGCUGCAUUUGCUGAGGAUGUUGCAGGACUUCAGCUGGUGCUUCGCCAUGGGGCAGAGAUCAAUGCAGUGGACAAAAGUGGGCGCUCUGCUCUGAUGGUAGCUGCUGACAAGGGACACAGUGGCACCGUGGCCAUCCUCCUUCACCGGGCCAAGGCUGACCUGACACUGCUGGAUGAGAACAGGAACACUGCCCUGCACCUGGCCUGCAGCAAGGCUCAUGAGAUGUGUGCCCUGCUGAUUCUGGGAGAGAUCCACAGUCCGACACUCAUAAACGCCACCAACAGUGCUCUGCAAAUGCCCCUCCAUCUUGCAGCACGUAAUGGCCUGGCUACGGUGGUGCAGGCACUGCUGAGUAGAGGAGCCACUGUGCUGGCUGUGGAUGAGGAAGGCCACACCCCAGCUUUGGCCUGUGCUCCCAACAAGGACGUGGCUGACUGCCUGGCUCUGAUCCUCUCUACCAUGAAGCCUUUCCCCCAGCGGGACCCUUCCUCCUGCUCCUGCUCCUCUCCCACUGUCUCCCCCUCCCCGGGUCUCAACUUGCUGAAGCACUGCGGCAUCACCGCCGCCUGCGCCCCCCUGCCCAGCAACGGCCUCCACAACGGCUACGUCAAGGACCGUCACGGUGCACCGGUUGGCCUGGACGGGUGUCUGUCUGAGUGAGGUCACGUGCCCCUGCCCCCCCCUCAGUCAGCUGCUAUCACCAUCAUCACCACCAGGGGGCGACUCCCUUUAACAUGGCCCAGAGGACCAGGAGAGCACCCACCCACAUGUCUGUUCUCUGUGUAUGUAUGUGUUUGUGCGUCUGUGUGUGCGUGAGUGUUUGGUCUUCUCUUGAGGUGCAGUCAAACCUAAUAUGCAAUUAGAUCCCAUUCCUCCAUCUCCUAGUAGUGCUUAAUACGUAGAGGCAGAUUGCUCUACAAGGUCACUCAGAUGAAGUGUGGCAUCCAAAACAAACACUAGCAAUCUGGCCAUCUCUAAAUCAUUUAACCCUUUAAAACCAUGUUGACAUAAUUAUAUAACCAACAUCUAAGAGCAUGGAAAUCUCUGUAUCCUCGACUGUCUUUCUCUCUCUUCAUAUCAUUCAGUAUAAAAGUCAUAUCAUGUUUAAUCAGUUGUGGUGACCUUGUAGAGGAACGAACAGCCUUCCCAAAAGAAUGAUCAAAGAGUUUCUUUGUUUGUUUUUUGGUGAUUUAUUAUUUUCUUUUUUUCUUUUUUUUCUUUUUUUUUUUUUGUUUUUAAUUGUCCGUUAGCCUAGAUUUUUAUGAAGGAACCACACAAGGGAAAAAUCUAAAUUUUGCUUAAGAGUGCAAUGCUUGUGUACUACAGUACAAUCUGAAAUUUGGAAAAGGGUCACAAAGAUGUUAAUUCCAUAGUGUACUUUAAACGUACAGCCUAGAUUUGUUUGGCAUUUUAAGAUAAUUUGGUAAUGCUGCUGAAUACAUUAGCAUGUCUCCUUCCAAAGGAGAGCCAUGUUCGGGGUCAGCGUUGUAACAUCACCUUGUUCUUGAUGCUGACUUCAUGUUUUAAAGAUGCUAAAUAAGUGUUUGUUAAGCUAGAAUGUUUCUAAGCAUAUAAGUUAUGACCAAAGUUGAUCAACACUACUAUGGCUAUAAAUUAUUUAUUUGAGAUGAUCUGUACUGUAUAGAGAAAGACAAUAGAUCUUGAUAUACCUCGUCAACUCGUUUAGCAGCUGCUUCAUCUUCACCCAGGGUCCGUAGGCCUAAUGUUCUCUUUUUGUAGGACUAGAGAACUACUGUAGGAUAGUGACUGACUGAGGCCUUGUUUAUUUCUAGAUGAAGGCUUUACUAGUAAUAUCUGCCAACAACACCUCAUCAAAGCAUCAUAUAUCUGAGCACAUAAAUGAACAAGCCAUUUCAAUUUAUUUCCCAUCUCUUUAACAGUGUUUUUUUUGGAAAAGAUUACAGAAUUCGAAUGGCCUAAUUAUUGAAAGAGAGCAAUCAGUUUUGGUUUUUAGGCACUAAUGAUGUUUUUUUCCUUCUUUUGUUGUGUUUCUGAAGUUGAACUGGCCAUCAGCAUCGUCGUUUAACAAGCUCUCACUAAAAUGAGUAUUUCUCGGAGCUGGUGAACUAGUCUUAAACAUCUAAUAGCUUAUAUUUCAAGUUCUCGGUGGUCAACUCUGAUCAAUUAUUACAACUGAAAGAUAAGAGUAUUGUCUGCUAUUUUUAUUGGGCAGUUUUCAAGCAAUAUUUUCUUUUUGGCCUUUUUUUGUUUAACGUUAUUGAAUAGACAAUCACUGUCACAAGGGCUUUUGUUUCCCUGGAAUGUGUUUGAUUUUUUUUAUUUUUCGUUUUUAUUAUUUCAUGAAAAAAAAAUUACCUAAAGACUAAACGAAUGGCUCUGUGUGUGCCGGGCAUUUUACUGUCAGUGUCAACACAAAUGCACUGGACUGCCUUUAUGGCAUCUCAUGAAAUGCCUUUUGACCCAUGCCUUCCGUAACACAUCAUUUCAGUUGGUUUGCGUAAUGACAGAGUAUGACGAGCCCUGACACUGAUUAUCUUUCCACCCGUUUGUUAGCAACAGCAUUGAACCACAGCUGCACCAUAGUAUGUUGUGGAAAAACAUCGCCCAGUGUGUCCUUUAUGCGCUGCGGCAUUAUCAAUGACCAGGGUGUUGAUAUCCCUUAUUGAAGCAAAUAGGGCUAAGAGGAAAAGGAGAGGGAUCUUUGCUUAGGCCAAUACCUGUUGUUUAGAUUUCAGGAAUAGCAGAAAUCCAAAUAUGUGCUUUUUUGGUGUUCAUUAUUUUGUCUCCUCAUCCCAUUUCUGGUACUAAGCAUACUAAAGAUGAUUGUAUCGGACCACUAGAGCUGUUUGUGACUUUUAGAUGUUAUAUCUAUGCUAUUAUGUCGUCUUUUUUUUUUUUUAAACCAUCUGCUGGUGGUUAAAUUACACUGAGUAAGAUUGUUUUCAUUGGCGUGAUAACUUCAUAUCCACUGGUAAUGAAGUGGCACAAUUGCACACAUUAGUUGACUGGAUGAGAGAUGAGGACCUAGACUAGGCUUUGUUGUUAAAUACCCCUGCGAAAAAGUCUUCACGUUAUUGUAUUUUACUUGACUUGACUAAAACUGACAUUAAGUCCAUUUCAGAGCAGUGAUUUCUCAGAGUUAGUGUCGUAGAUUUGUAGUUGGAAAUUCAAUUGACCUCCAUAACUGACUGAAAUGAAAUGGAACUAAUUGGUGACCCCCAGCCUUUGGUCUCUUCAGGAGAACCGUUAUAUUAUUGUUAGUAUUAGGGAUAGGUACAUAGGUUUUUUUUUUUUUGUAAUCUCAGGAUCUGUGCUGAAGCAGCAGGCAGAAUUUAUUAAUCCAAUCAGAUCUCAGCAAGAUGAUUAUGUCUACAUUUUUUUUGAUGGGAUGUUCCAUAAUUUAAUUCCUUUUUAACCCUAAUCCCACAGCACUUAAUUAGAUAGUCAAGCACGCACUUUAGUACAUUCAGGUUCUAAGUGUGCAAAAGAGCAGAUGUAAUGUAUGUACUUAUGUUUACAUGCAUGUGUGUUGCUGCUGAAUACAGGAAGGUAGGGUUGCAAAAAGACAAGCAAAGGCUGCAACAAAAUUGUUCUCUAACAAUGCAUUAUUUAAAAAAAUAAGUGUCUCUAAGCACUUCGGGACAGUGUCCACUGCCCACUGACUUUUCUUUUGUUAUCUUUUUCUGGGCAACUGGCCCAACAAAGUGACAAGGUUACAUUACCCAGCCUACUGUUAAUAAUACAGACUCUGGCCUAAGUCACUUAAAGUCAGUCCAGUGAUUCAACAGACACCUCAGGCAGGCUCCUCAAAAUACUCUACAUACACUCUCUGCCAUCUGUAGGUGCUGUCAGACCGGUCUGUUCAGGCAGGGAUUCUUUUUCUCUUGUGAUGUCCUUAUCUGACCAGUAAAUGGAGCCAUUGCCCCUUUGCAACUAUACAAGUUGUAACUGAAAUCCUUUUGUUGUAUCACAGUAUUCUUAUACAUGCUUUUUUUUUAUUUGUGUGUACCAGUGAUAACUGAGUGAUUGUGCAUGGAGCCAGAUCACAAUUUUGAUAUAGUUAACAAUUAAACAAAUGGAGCAUAUACAAUAUAUCUGGAGUCGGAAAGCAAUGAAAGGUCCAAUUGUAGCAAUAGAGCGUGUGUGUAAUAGUGUGCAGCACAAAUAUUGCACUGCCAUCCAUUUAGGCCAAUUCAGUAAAUCAUAGCAUAAAUGCCAAUGGAAGAUUUUAAAUGCGGGUUAGAUUGUUAUAAUCUUUGGUCACAAAUAAGGCCUGUUUGCCAAAACAUGUCGAGAGGGGAAAACCUCUUAGUAAAGCAGCAAUGGAUUUAUGCAUAUGUUCAAGCAGUUUACAGUCUGACCAUCAAAUCUGAGCCAUGAAUUUUUCUGACUGAAAUGAAUGUAGGGUCAGUUUAGAGCAGGACAAUUUGCUUUCUCCCGACUUUAAACUGUUGCUCUUCAUUUGUCUUGCGUAGAUAUGAUUAUACAGGUAGCAUGUAAUAACCUAAUUCUCUACAUAUUAUACAGUAUGUGUAGUAGUCUUCCUGCAUUGAGGGUCUGGAUAGGGUUUUCUUUUCUCUUUUUUCUUUUUGGCAUUAUUGUUGGAGUAUAGGCCUGCUGUGGUGUAAUAUCAUUCUUCUUUCUCUAUACAUAUAUUUGUGUGGAGUGUAGCCUACAAGGUAAACAGAGGACAAGAGUUCAGAUGAAUUUAACAUUCAUGUUCAUCCAUUCCAUUGAGAUUGCCUUACAGUACAGUAAAACGAGAGGGACAUAAAAGGUCUACAGUAGAUAUGAUCACACAUACUCGUAAAUAGCCUAUAUUUGACAAAAAUGCACCUAAGCUACACCCAUUUAGUGCCAUAGAAACCUUUAUUUGCCUUUAGACAUAAAUCAUAUUUACUUGGUCAGUAACUUAUUCAGAAGUAGGCAGGAUUAUUACAGUUUUGUGUUGAGCUGCAUGUCUUUUCACCAAUUAUAUUAGUCAAAGAAAAACUAUAUAAAUAUUUGCAUGGGAUAUUAGUACUUAAAUGCAAGUAUUCUGUUAAAAUUUGGUGUCAGUAGAAGUCUAUUUUAUAAUUGGACAUUUUUGGAGAACAUAGUUAGUCCCUUUGGUAUUGGCAAAGCAAUCCCUAGGUUGUGUGUUUGUUUAACAAGAUGGUUUAUAAUGUGUGUGUUACCAGGAUUUAAAAAAAAAAGUUUUUUGAUGUCCAAAAAAAGCAUGGUAUAUACAGUAUAGAAUUGAUUUGCCUCAAUGGAUGUCUCGGUUCUUACUUGAAGUAAAUGGCAAAUUUCAAUUCAACUCUCUGAUCCACUGUUGAGCCUUUUGCCUUAAAAGCUGAAAAUGGAAAUGAUACCUGGCAGUACCUGAUAAGUUGCAUCACCUGUAGAGUUAUGCUACUUGGUUGGAUUGCUAAAAAAAAUUUUUUUGGCUAAUUUUGGUCUUACAGACAUCUGUGGGUGUCGAGAAGCACACAAAUCAAUUGAGGUAGCACAUAGCUCAAGGUUGCCAUGGUGCAGAGAUUGUUGUGAGAGGUUAGGAUAUCGCCAUAUUUGCCACUGUGAAUGAAUGAAUUCAGAAUUCACUCGUAAACAAUCAACUUUGGCUUCUCUGUUAUCCAGAGCCAAAUGACACUGGGGAUAAAAGUGGUGUACCUCAAAAAAAAAAAAAAAAAAAAACUUCAGACGGAUAAAGGAAAUUCUGGUGAAUAAUGCUUGUACAGCUAUGCUAACAAAGAGUUAAAAUCUUGUGAUCCAUCUUGUCGUGGGUAGUGUAAUUCUGCUUAAACCAGCCUAAAUCAGAGAUGUAUCUACGCGGAAGUGUUAGAUUAGUGUUGGCAGAUGUCUCAUGUUUCCUACCUUACAAAGGGGCAGCCAACUGCACCUUGUACUUUUUAUUGGACCUGCAGUUUUACCUCAUCAGUGAUCUUUUGUGUGACGACGCUGACAUUGAUCCUCUGUGAUUUCUUCUUGCUUUUCCUGAUGCCAGUCGUGUAGAUUUCUCUUAUAGUGUGUGCGCGCGCGCGUGUGUGUGACAGUAACUUUUCAAUAUAUGCAUGUCAAACCUAAACAUGCACAAGUCCCUUUUUUUUAAAGAACAGAAAAUCAUAGUUUCCCUGUUUGAACAUGUUUCUCUUCAUUAUAACCAACAGAUGAGUCUGUUACCUGGUGCAAGUCAUAUAGGGUGAAGGGUACAGUCUAAUUUAAGGUAGGAAAUGAAGGUAGCUAUAAAACUUUACCUCUCUCAGUCAAAACAAUACAAUUUUACUGUAUGACUAAUGCUAGUUUGACCACUUUCCCUGCCUCAACACUUGGUUAUUAAUCCCCCCCCUCCCACCAAUAGGACCUGUGUAAUAUCGAGCACAGUGGUGGCAUGGUGCCUUUUAUUUGUUACUACCGAAAGGUACGGUCUUCCAUUUGUAUUUCCCAGAAGCCUUAUAAUGGGAAAAAGAAAUUACACUGAACAUACAGGACUACAGUAGAUAGGCUCACACACCCUCUGAGCAUGAUUAUCUCAACCCUAUGUGAUCUGAGUGAUUUUAAAAAACAAGAAAAAGCCUAAAUAACUCCUGUAUAACUGUAGUAGUCUGGAUUCCAUGAUGUAUUUCCAGUGACUGAGUGGCAGAAUAAGGUGCACAUAACCGAUGCAAUUUAGGGCACAUCAAACAUUGAAUGGAUGGAGAUCAGUUGUACGAAAGCACAAAUCCCAAAGAAGGCACCUCGGGGCUCAGUUUGUCUCUCCCUAACACCACGGAGAGAAGGAGCCUGUAGACCAAAAUUUCGGCAAAGUGAAAUGUGAGGGGGACAAAAACAUCCGACUCCUCUUGAGUGCAGAAAAGUUUGAAAAGAGGUUUGAUUGUCAGUAACACAUUAACUGUAGAAAGACCAUCGUCUCAGAGCUUCUUCUGAUUGUUCUUCUCAACUCUUUUUGGUAUUCAUCGACGACUAUUAACUUCACAAUUCUGAAAACCAGAGUUGUGAAAUGAUGCGGUACCUGCGUUCAAGAUCAAGUUUAGGCAAACUGUUGUGACUGUGUUGCGAAUUGAUUGUGGAGAUUGUUUUGUGUUAUUUAGGAUAGACUGACUACAAGUAGGGUUGCAGUAGUAGCUGUGUGCAGUGUUAAUAACCGUGUGAUCAUACUAUAGAAGUGACGUAACAUUUGUUGUCUUACUACGACAUUAAGGCAUGAAUCAUCUUCUCUCAAGCUGACCUCGUUUGAAAUAGACAAAAGAUAAAAAGUGCAAUAACCUUUUGUUUAUCAUUGCUUCCUCAGUUGAAAAAUAAUUAUUUAAUAUGCCCUUUUUGUUAACACCGAAAGUCACUCGUCUGUAGCAAAUGAAGGAUUUCAAGUGGUCCUCUUGUUUGUAUUCAGAGAGGUGGCAUUUGAUAGUGGAGUGUGUGAUAUUCCAUUCUUAAAACUGUGAUCAAUAUCCAACUUUUAAAGCUGCCUGCUCGGAGAAAAGGACCGCGCACAAGUUGAGCGAUAGAUUUUGAGUAGGUGCAUUUUUUUUUCCUCCUCCUCCUUCUUAUGGAUGGUAUUGUAGUCUGGACUUCUGGUUUAUAGUCGGUAGACAUGUUCAUUUGCAUGUGUAGAUGUGUAUAUGCAUCCUCUUCCUCCUUGAAUGAAAUGUUUUCUCAAAAAUAUUUAGACCUGCUGUCAGUGAUGUAUGCGGAUAAAAGGAAAUAUGAAAUGCCUUAUAUUUGUUUUCAAUGUUAAGCAUUAAGGGUUCUUAUGUGUCCCUCCCUUUUCAGCGUGUAGCCUAAAGCUUGUACAGUUAAGAUACUCAUGAGAUUUAUAUCUACUGUAUAGCCUAUGUGUUUUCAGAAUUUGUUACUUGGAGGUCCUGUGAUUGUGGUUUUAGAGAAACAUUCCCCUUGAAAGUGCCGUUUGUUUUCACCAGCAGAAGAUGUGUCUUUGGGGGGUGGGGGUGGGGUGGGGUAUGUAUUUACAGAAGGAAAACAAAUGUUCAAAAACACUUUCCGGUGUUUACUGUUUGAACCUGUUGAAACUGAAUGACACAAAAGUAUUUGUGCAGGUGAAAUAAGGCAGCAAUCUUCUGACGGAGCACCUUAUCGACUUGCUCCUUCUGUGAGCCCACGAUGGAAGUAGUCUCACACCAAGCUUGAUUACUCUAAAGCAGAGCCAUAUCAGAGAAUUUGCCCAUUAGGAGCCCCCUUGAAUGUGCUAUUAGGAAUAGCCUCCUGUAGGAAAGGAUGUAUACUGCAUGUUCUGUGACAUUUUAGUAGUGACAUUUUCAUGUUUUUAUGUUUAGUCCGCUUCACUGUAGAUGUUGCCACCUCAUUGCAACUCACAAGCUAUUAACAAUCCUCUCACAACUGGACUUAAAGCAGGCAUUGAUCUGCUGCUGAGGCAGCCUUAAUUCAUUGCAAAUUAAAAAAAAAAAAAGUUGAUCGAUAAUGGGUUGCCUGUUUUACUUUGAGUGGCUUAUCUGGGGAAAUACAAAGGAGCCCUUAUCACGAGUAGAAGGACUCUGUAUCAGGGCAUGUGAUGAGUUACAAUCAAAUAGUUUCACAGUGCACCUUCACAACAAAAAAAUAAAAACAAAAAAAAAGUUGGCUCGUCCACCCAACAUUCCAAAGUUGAUUUCAUUUUCCACAGUCCUGUCCCGCUGAUUGAGGAAAUCUUUUUUGCUUUGCUGGUGAAUGAAGUGGGCAUGUGUGUCAAUGACAGGGUUCCCUAUUUAGCCUAACGCUGAUUACCUCAUUUACAAAUCUGCAAAUAUACUACUCUACUGUGUGUGUAAAAGGAGUCAAUGCCAUCACCAGCAGCGUGGUCUCUAGACCUGUGAUGACAACAGGACCAAUGUUGAAAAUUAGCCAAUUUAAAACACGACCAGUCUGGAAAUAUAGGGUUAAGACACGAUUUAAAAAUUCUUUUGCAGGGCCGAGUGGGGCCUUUAAGAUUUAUUCGGUUAGUAAGCAGCUGCUACCCCGAUCGGCAUCAGGAGCUAUCAGGAAAAAGCAGCAGGUGCAAUUUUGAGAUUUAUUGUGCGGCAUCAUAAUUUGGUGGUCCAACCAAUAAUCCCUGAGAUAAAGGUGAACAGUUGUUAUACAGCGCUCCUGAAACGUUGACUGGACUAGCAGCUGUUGGCACUAGCAUGGUUCAAAGAAGUCGAGCUGACGCCUGGUGUAUCUCACGAUUAUUUAAGUGAACGAUCAUCUUAGCAUCACUUGCUGUUUUUUCAGUAGCAUUUCUCCUACCUCCUUGUUUUGCAGCCUUGAGUAUUGUUUGUCUCUCCACCUGUACUGACUUUAAAAAAAAAAAAAAAAACGUGUAUCACAGUGCAGGAAUACAGAUUUAUCAUAAGCAAUGGUAGUUAUACAUUAAAAAAAAAAAGUGUGCUUGGUUGUGCUGUAUGUGUAUAUGUCUAUUUGACGUUGAAAAAAAUAUUUAUGAGAAGCAUUUAUACGACAAAAUACCACUGGAAUGUGAAGCCAGACAAUGUUAUGAUGCAGAUUAUGAUGAUAGUCUAUCCCCCUUUAACAUUCAGUGGCGAAUGGUCAGAGGAAUCAUCUUUUAGAAAAUGAAUAACCAUGCAUUGGCUUUUUUUUAACACCAUGUAUUUCUUUGGUUUCCUCUUUGUGCGUAUACUUCCCUAUCUAGCUCGAUUAGUACACUCUAUUUCAACGUUUACAGCUUCAUUCUGGGUCAGCCGUCGAUUGCCCUGCAGUUGUUAAUGAUACCACAGGUACCACAGGUUGUCACAAGAAAGAUAGUAAUAGGUGGAUUUGUAAUUCUGUACCGAGGGUGAGUUUGAGCCCCUCGAGCCGUAUGCCUUCGAAUCCAUCUGUCCACUCUGAACCAAAUUCUGCUACAUAGGCAUCUGUCUCCACACUGCCCCGACAUUUUACAUUCAGUUUGACUACAAGGGGUACAGGUCAAGGUGAAAGGUUUGAGGUUUUUCUGACAAGGCCCUCCCUACCCACCCAACGCACCCAUGCCCUACUCCCCCACCACCCCACCCCACCCCACACCACACCACACCCCACCCCACACCACACUGUCUCACCUAAACCUCAAGCCAUUCAUUUUUUUGUUUUGUUUUGUUUUGUUUUUUUCGACAAUGCAAUCCUGAAAGCACUUUGCCUUGUUAUUCCUUUGUGUGAACAUGUGAAUGAUAAUUUGUUACAAAAAUGUUAAAUAUGUAAAAGAUCAUUCACUGUUUUGGAAAAACCUGCAUCUGUCUUUCUGACAUUAAAAGAAAAAAAAAAAACAAUUUAGUGACAUUAAACCUGAAUCUAUUUUAUAAAAUGUUUGCUGCAGCCAAUUGGUCUUGUCAUUCAGUAUUGUGGCUUAGGGUUGUUUGUGUUCAAUAAAGUGCUAUUGCUAAAUA
Messenger RNA from Lates calcarifer (barramundi perch), 13103 nucleotides. RefSeq names its product ankyrin repeat domain 52a (gene ankrd52a). Gene Ontology annotation, molecular function: protein binding. The record is from RefSeq and is a predicted model, not a curated record. The transcript is spliced from 28 exons. NCBI's taxonomy places the organism in Eukaryota, Metazoa, Chordata, Actinopteri, Centropomidae. Bases 196 to 3429 code for a protein of 1077 amino acids.